GGAAAUUGAUUUUUUCUUGGAAUUUUUGAAAAAAAAAAAGCAAAGGCACUAUCGGUAGUGGAAGAUUAGAAAUGACGCGCCUCCAGGUCAUCAUCAAAUUACGAAGUAAUCCAAUCAGACAACAAACACAAGGGCAAUACCUAUAAAAGCGGAUGGCCAAUAGCAUAUAGUUACCAGAAACUUGGAGAAUUUUUAUAGUGCAUCUGCAUUUGGAAGAGCCAGGAUGGAUCACGCAGCAGCUGCUUAUCAUACAGACUUGAUGACCAUAACGCGCUUCGUUCUUAACGAGCAGUCAAAACAUCCAGAAGCUCGUGGCGACUUUACAAUUUUGCUCAGCCACAUUGUCCUUGGCUGCAAAUUUGUUUGCUCUGCUGUCAGUAAGGCAGGACUCGCCAAGCUUAUUGGUCUUGCUGGAGGGACCAAUGUGCAGGGAGAGGAACAAAAAAAACUAGAUGUUCUCUCAAAUGAAGUAUUCAUCAAGGCUCUAGUAAGCAGUGGGCGCACAAGCAUUCUUGUUUCUGAGGAGGAUGAAGAUGCAUUUUUUGUAGAGCCAUCAAAAAGGGGAAGAUACUGUGUAUGUUUUGAUCCACUUGAUGGAUCCUCCAACAUCGAUUGUGGAGUAUCUAUUGGAACAAUCUUUGGAAUAUACAUGCUCAAGAAUGAUAGUGAAGGAAGCUUGAAUUCUGUAUUGCAAGCAGGCAAAAACAUGGUUGCUGCAGGGUAUUGCAUGUAUGGAAGCUCUUGCACGCUUGUCUUGUCUACAGGGACAGGUGUGAAUGGUUUUACGCUAGAUCCCUCUCUUGGAGAAUUUAUUUUGACUCAUCCAAACAUAAAGGUUCCUACGAAGGGCAAAAUAUAUUCAAUAAAUGAAGGCAAUGCAAGACAUUGGGAUGAGCCAACCAAAAAGUAUGUUGAGAGAUGCAAGUUUCCGGAAGAUGGAUCAUCGCCUAAGUCUCUUAGAUAUAUUGGAAGCAUGGUAGCUGACGUGCACCGAACACUCUUAUACGGUGGCAUAUUCAUGUACCCUGCAGAUAAAAAAAGUCCCAAUGGAAAGUUACGCACACUCUAUGAAGUGUUUCCAAUGUCUUUCAUAAUGGAGCAAGCUGGAGGUCAAGCUUUCACAGGGACAGAACGAGCACUUGACAUAAUACCUACCAAGAUUCAUCAACGUUCACCAAUCUUCCUUGGGAGCUUUGAUGAUAUUGAAGAGAUCAAGUCUUUAUAUGCAGCAAAUGAAGCGAGUAAAGCCACCUAAGCUCGACACUGGUUCUGUUAAGUUCAGAUUCAAGUGUUAAACAGAUAAUUACCAUAAGCUCAGUUUCCCAAAGGAUAAUAAUCAUUAGAUGCUUAUAGAAGAUGACAUCUUUGAAGACACAGAAGGAUCUCAAUCCUCAAAACAUAAAUAAUAUUUGAUCCAUAAUCAAAAGAAUGUGGAUCUUAAAAGCACCUUGCAGGAAUGAAAUUUUCUUCCAUUUUAAUCCCUUAUUUCAUUUC
Cryptomeria japonica (Japanese cedar) is the source of this 1494-nucleotide messenger RNA. Its product is annotated as fructose-1,6-bisphosphatase, cytosolic. Gene Ontology annotation, molecular function: fructose 1,6-bisphosphate 1-phosphatase activity. The transcript is spliced from 12 exons. Gene Ontology annotation, cellular component: cytoplasm; cytosol. The record is from RefSeq and is a predicted model, not a curated record. Bases 224 to 1255 code for a protein of 343 amino acids. Gene Ontology annotation, biological process: fructose metabolic process; fructose 6-phosphate metabolic process; sucrose biosynthetic process. NCBI's taxonomy places the organism in Eukaryota, Viridiplantae, Streptophyta, Pinopsida, Cupressales, Cupressaceae.